AAACGAAAAAAAAUGGCUGCGUCCAUGUGUUAGCGAAAACACGUGAGUUAUCUGACUAUUAACAUCGUUCCUGACAGUGAGUGAAAUGACUUGAAGUACAAUUUAAGCAUCAAUAUCAAAGGAAGCUGAUCUAUCGUAUAUUUAUCUACAAUGGGGGAUGCCGAACAAAAAGCAACCAAAGUUCACCGUGGUCGUAAAAGUGGUCCAAAAGCUGACAAGAAGAAAAAGAAACAUGUUCACGAGCAAGAGUUAACUGAUCGACAGAGAAAUCCAAGAGCUUUUUCUGUCCAAUCAGUGGUAAAAACAGCAAGGGCAGUCCGAAGAACUUUAGAUAUUGAAACAAAGAAGCAGCACAUACCUUUGGUAGACAGAACACCUUUGGAGCCUCCACCUAUUGUAGUUGCAGUCGUUGGACCGCCUAAAGUCGGCAAGACUACUCUUAUUAAAGGGUUGAUUAAAAACUUUACGAGACAGAAUUUAACAGAUAUACAAGGACCAGUUACAAUAGUAUCCGGUAAAAAAAGGAGACUUUCAAUAAUCGAGUGUAAUAAUGAUAUUAAUUGUUUAAUUGACAUCGCUAAAGUUGCAGACUUGGUGUUGUUAUUGGUCGAUGCAAGUUUUGGAUUUGAAAUGGAAACAUUUGAAUUUCUGAACAUUGUGCAAGUGCAUGGGUUCCCUCGAAUCAUGGGAGUUCUGACGCAUCUCGAUACUUUUAAACAAAACAAAGUAUUGAAGAAGACGAAGAAAAGAAUGAAACACCGAUUCUGGACUGAAAUCUACCAAGGUGCCAAGUUGUUUUAUAUUUCUGGAUUGGUCCAUGGCGAGUAUAACAAGAUGGAUAUCAGGAAUUUAGGACGUUUUAUCUCGGUUAUGAAAUUCCGGCCACUUACAUGGAGAACUACACAUCCGUACAUCGUUGCUGACAGGAUGGAAGAUUUGACUGAUCCCGAGAAGAUAAGACUGGAUGGGAAAUGUGAUAGAUCGAUUGCUCUGUAUGGAUAUGUACGUGGUACACCAAUUAAAUCAAACAGCCAUAUUCACAUACCAGGAUGUGGAGACUUCCCCGUUCAUGAUAUAACGUUCCUGCCAGAUCCGUGUCCAUUACCAGAAAAACUGAAAAAAAGAGUAUUAAACGAGAAAGAGCGAUUAAUUUAUGCUCCAAUGUCUGGAGUUGGUGGUAUAGUUUAUGAUAAAGAUGUUGUGUACAUUGAACUUGGGAGUAAAAAAGCACAUAGCGAGACAUUAACGGAAGAAGAAAAACCAGUUCAUGAAAUGGUUACAAAUAUUAUUGGAACUCAACAAACGAUUGACAGUAAAAUGGCUAAAAGUAAACUGUCACUAUUUAAAGCGUCAAAACCACUAAUUUCUGAUCAAGUUGAAGGGAAAUUUGCCAUGCCAACUGAGGAGCUUGUUAUUCAUGAUGGAAGAACACGUCGGAAAGCAGUCUUUACAAAUGAGGAUGGUGAUGAUAAUGACAGUGAUGACGACGACGAUGAUGAAAGUGAUGAUGAUGAUGAUGAUGAUAAUGAUGAUGAAAGUGGUGAGGCGGAAGAAGAGGAAGAGGAGGAGGAAAAAGAUGAUGAAGAAGAGGUGAAAACUUUUAAACAUGAGCAAGAAGAUGAUAUCAAGAUUGAAAGAGAUGUGAAAAGACCUUUUAAAAAACAGAAAAUUGAUGUUAAUUUUGCUGACAGUGGUGAUGAACUGGAAGUUGAUCCUGAUGACUUUUUAAAAUCAGGAAGUACAAUAAAAAAGAGAAAUGAUACUCCAUGUGAGAUUAUGGCAAGCACCAAAAAAGUUACUAAAUCAAAUAAAAGUUUUGAUGAAAAUGGCCACAGUGGCAGUGAUGUUCGCAACAGUGAUGAUAAUGACGAUGAUAAUGAACAUAGCAACAGUGACGAUGAUGAUGCUGAACACAGCGACAGUGACGAUGAUGAUGCUGAACACAGCGACAGUGACGAUGAUGACAGUGGCUGUGAGAAUGAUGAUACCAACGAGGAGGAAGAGGAGGGAGAAAGUGAUUUUGUAUCCAUGGAUACAGAUGAGGAACAUGAUGAGGACAGACAGACAAAAACAAAUACAGAUUUGAGAGACGAAACAAGGACUAAAGGAAAAAAUGAAAAGAAAACUAAAAAAAAUGCUAAAAACAAACAGUCUGUCAAGUUUGAGGAAGAUAAAGAUUGGGACAAAGACGAGUCAGUUGCAAUAGCAACGGAAGCAGUUGCUGACAAUAUUGUGGAAGAAGGUAUAAAUGAAGGUUUUGGAAAAGGAUACUUAAAAUGGAAAGAAAAUUUAGGACAGAAGGCAUCAGAAUCCUUUUUACAAAGAUUAACUGACGGUAAAAACUUGAAGAAGCUCAUAUAUGGUCAAGUUACUGAGACUGAAGACAUGGAUGAUUCUGAAUCACGCGAUGUCGGUGGUCUGUUUACUAUUGUCAAGGCAACCAGUAAAUCUAGUCAUCAAUCUCUGAAUGGUCUCGACUGCUCUAGAUUUUCAAUGAAUUAUGGGAUGGAUUGGGAUAUAAACGAGUUGAAAGAGAAAAUAAAAGACUGUUUUGUUACUGGAAAGUGGGAAAAUGACAAAGACGCUGAAAAAAUGUUAGCACAAGAUGAUGAAAUAUAUGGGGAUUUUGAGGAUCUUGAGACAGGAGAAAAGCACCAUGGCAACAUACGUGAUGAUGAUGAUGAUGAAGAAGACUCUGGAGAAGAUGAAGUUGUGAAAAAAGAUGAAAAACAGGAAUUAACUGAAAAAGAAAAAAGGUUAGAAAAAAAAAGGAAAUUGAAAGAAGCAUUCAAUACUGAGUAUGAUGAUGAAGAUGGUGGGACAUCGUAUUACGAUGAUUUGAAACAGCAACUGGACAAUCAAGCACAGAUUAAUAAAUCCGCUUUUGAUGAUAUGGAAGAUGAUGUAAGAGUUUUAUACGAGGGAUAUAGACCUGGAAUGUACAUCAGAGUAGAGAUUGCCAAUAUGCCAUGUGAGUUUGUCACUAACUUUGAUGAAACAUAUCCCAUAAUACUUGGUGGCCUCUUACCAGGUGAAGAAAAUAUUGGUUAUGUCCAGGUGAGAAUGAAAAAGCAUCGCUGGUUUGAUAGGAUACUGAAGACGCGUGAUCCUUUGAUAAUAUCUCUCGGUUGGAGGAGAUUUCAAACAAUACUUAUGUAUUCUGUUCAAGAUCAUAAUGGAAGACAUCGUUUACUAAAGUAUACUCCAGAACAUAUGCACUGUCAUGCAACCAUGUGGGGUCCUAUUACACCACAGGGUACUGGAUUACUAGGAAUACAGUCAGUAUCAGACACUACAUCUAGGUUUCGAAUAGCUGCUACAGGUACUGUUUUAGAUCUAGACAAAUCUAUUACGAUUGUCAAAAAACUAAAAUUGACAGGAACUCCAUUUAAAAUAUACAAGAAUACAGCGUUCAUUAAGGGUAUGUUCAACUCUGCUUUGGAGGUUGCUAAGUUUGAGGGUGCUUCUAUUCGCUCAGUGAGUGGGAUUCGUGGUCAGAUCAAGAAAGGUGUUCGAUCACCAGAGGGCGCUUUCCGUGCUUCAUUUGAAGAUAAACUUCUGAUGAGUGAUAUUGUGUUUGUCAGAACAUGGUAUCCUGUCACGAUACCAACAUUCUACAAUCCUGUCACAUCAAUGCUAUUACCAAAAGAAUCUAAAUCUAAGUGGACUGGAAUGAAAACUGUUGGUCAGAUACGAAAAGAGAAAAACUUGUCACUUCCUGUUGCCAAGGAUUCAAUGUACAAGAAAAUUGUGAGAACGCCGAGGCGAUUCAACCCACUACAUAUACCAAACCGUCUGCACAAACAACUGCCAUUUAAGAGUAAACCUAAAAUGAUGGAAAAGAAAGAAAAGAAAGUAGCCAGUGUCUUGGAUAAACACAGAGUGGUGAUCAGAGAACCAGAAGAGAAAAGAAUUGCACGAUUGAUGACUCAAAUAGCCACUGUGAAUAGCUAUAAACUGAAGAAGAAGAAAGAAACGAUGAAAGCGAGAGUUACUGAUCAUAAAAAGAAGCUGUAUAUUCAUGAUGAACAAUUGAAAACAAGACAGAAGAAAGAAAAGAAGGAAAUGUACCGAUUGAUGGGUCAGAUACAGAAAAAGAAAUCCAAGCAGAAAAGAGACUGAACGUUACGAGCAAAAACUGGAUCACUUUAAAAUGAUUGAAAGUAAAUUAUUCGGGGCUCAGUAUUGACCUUUACAAUAAAAUGUGAUCAUGUGACUGUUCUAAUGAUAUAUUGAAAAAGAUUUUUAGCAAUGCAGGAAAAAAAAAAUUGAAUGACUCCAAAAACACUUACCCAUAACAAUAUGUUUAUAUAUAUAAACAUGCAGAUGUUCAUUUCUCUGAUUUAUUCAGUUCAUGACAACAAAAAAGGUGUUUAUUUUUGUUCAGUUUUAGUCAGAAUAGUUAUUUUGACUUUUUAAAAAUUGCUUUGAAACGUAAUGUAGAGGAAGAGUUGAAGACAUAUAUUCUUUAUUUUCUUGAAACAAUGCAACAUAAUUUAACACAAUAAAUGAAUUCUGAGGCAUCAUUUGAUUUCAUGAUACGAAAGAACAUAGUGAAGAGAGCCAGGUACAAUUACUUUGUCAUAGGUGUCAAACUGUCACAAUUCACAAUGCAAACCAGUUACAUUACCACUUUGCAAAACUGUGAAGUACCAUUCCUGGCAAAUAAACACAAUCAAAUUUCAAGAUUGUGGAUAAUAUAAAUUUAAGUGGUCCUAAAUUAAGAUUUUUCACACAAUAGACACUUACUGUGUUAGGAGGCUUUGUUAGUCUUUAAAGGUCUGUUUGCAUUGUUCAUCUAAGGCCAAGAUCCUUCAGUAAUCUCAGAAUAAAAUGUGUGGGAAAUUAAGGCCGGAUAACUUUAUUGUAUAGCAGAAUCACUUGAAAGCAUUUUAUGUUCUUAGCUUGAUCUGAGAGUGAUGUUUCACAUAUUUCCAAAGUGAGAAUGCAUUGACUGAUACAGUUGUAUUUAUUGGUGACUUUCUAUACUGGUAAACCAUGUUUCUUAUUCUCCAUAUUAUAUUGAUGAUACAAUCUUGUGCCUCAACAAUAUAUGAUACAAAUAAAUAAUUAAAUU
Molecule: messenger RNA, 5077 nt
Organism: Saccoglossus kowalevskii
Lineage: Eukaryota; Metazoa; Hemichordata; Enteropneusta; Harrimaniidae
Product: ribosome biogenesis protein BMS1 homolog
Biological process (GO): ribosome biogenesis; maturation of SSU-rRNA from tricistronic rRNA transcript (SSU-rRNA, 5.8S rRNA, LSU-rRNA); endonucleolytic cleavage of tricistronic rRNA transcript (SSU-rRNA, 5.8S rRNA, LSU-rRNA)
Cellular component (GO): nucleus; 90S preribosome
Molecular function (GO): U3 snoRNA binding; GTPase activity; GTP binding
Source: RefSeq, a predicted model, not a curated record